This is a messenger RNA of Saxophila tyrrhenica, 1203 nucleotides long. RefSeq lists its product as uncharacterized. The coding region runs from base 1 to 1203 and encodes 400 amino acids. Gene Ontology annotation, molecular function: aspartic-type endopeptidase activity. Gene Ontology annotation, biological process: proteolysis. The record is from RefSeq and is a predicted model, not a curated record. NCBI's taxonomy places the organism in Eukaryota, Fungi, Ascomycota, Dothideomycetes, Mycosphaerellales, Extremaceae. The transcript has a single exon.
AUGCUCAAUCUACUGGGUUUCCUCGCCUUCCUGGCGCUGCAGUUGUGCGCCAGUGCCGCUCAGCGAGUUGUGGUCGCAGACAUCUGGAAGCCAGCACCGACGCCCACAUCCUCGAACAGUACCUUGCAGCGAAGAGAACUCAGUGUCCCGCUCACGCAGGCCUCAGACAGGACUCUCUAUCGAAUCGACAUUACAGCAGGAACGCCGCCUCAACAGCAAUCACUGCAACUCGACACCGGCUCUCGACGGGUUUGGCUUCCUGCCAUCGGCUCUUCCAUCUGUUCCAGCUCGUUAGUCGACUGCGCAGACCUUGGCUCGUUCGACAGCUCAGAAAGUUCCACCUUCACUUCUUCCGGCCAGACAGAUACGAUUGCUUACUCUGAUGGCAGCGGCGUCACCGGGCAGGUCUUCACCGACACCUUUCGUAUCGGCGGUCAAGCCGUGAGCAACCAGGUCAGCCUUCUCGGAAAGCAAGGCACGGACGUCCACGAAGGUGUCCUAGGAAUCGGCUUUCCAGCAUCCGCACCAACGAUCAACCACAACCUCGCCGCUCAGGGUACAAUCUCCAGCAAUAGAUACAGCAUCCACCUCAACAGCCUCUCCUCAACGACUGGCGGGACGAUCAUCUUCGGCGGAAUCGAUCUCUCCAAGUUCGUCGCGCCGCUGCUUCGCGUGCCUGUCCUAGGUUCCGACCUGCCAACGGUGGCACUCACUAGGGUCUCGACGUUGAAAGGUCGGGUUCCUACAGUUCAGACGGGUGCAGGGUACUCCGAGCCAGCUAUCCUGGACACCGGCACCACUCUUACGAUCCUUCCCACGGCAUUGGUUGACGAUAUUAUCGCCGUGAUGGGCGCGCAGUACUAUCCAGAUGCUACGAACGGCGUCACCAUCAUCCCAUGUAGCGCGUCCAGCAGAAGCCUGUCUAUCAAUUUUCACUUCGGUAGUUCUUCCGCGGGCCCGACGAUCAAUGUCCCGAUCUCCCAACUCAUUCUGGGAGGUCUAGGCACCUUAGAUGGAGUGGACAUGUGUCAGUUCGGUCUGUAUGCAAGCGAUGAGAGCAAUGGGGCGUUCCCGACGACGCUGGGGGAGACGUUCUUGCGGAGUGCUUAUGUGCUGUUUGAUCUUGAUGGAGGGAAGAUUGGAUUUGCUCAGGCGGUCGUGGAUGGUGUUGUUGGCAUAGCGAGGAAUGUUGUGGAAGUGUGA